UGCAGCUGCUGGUGUGUGAAGUGGUUGCGUGCCCACACUGCAUUGUUGUGUGGCGCGCGCUGAUUGCUGUGAUGUGACACACAACCACGAGCAAAGCAAGCGAGCAACAUGGGUGGCGACGCAAUGCACUCAGCCGCUUUCUUGGUAGCCAACCAACCGUUUGAGACAUUGGUGAUCGUUGUGGCGCUUGCCAUCUUGGCGACGGACGUAACGAGAGCUUUCUUCAUGUGACAUACUCAUACAUUGUGAGUGACAUGAUGUGAAGCCCGUGUGAGUUAGGCUUGUGUUUCUUGUGUGCUUACUCGUGCACCUGAAAGCUUUCGUCAGCCUUCUCUCAUCAGCAUAUCACUGGUGGUGCAGCAACACGCACGAACCACCGUGCUCUUCCCAGGCCUUCCCUUGUGUUUAUGCCCUGAUGGUCUUGCACGUUGGCGCACAAUCAUUUUCAUCAUCACCAUCAGCAUCAGCCGCUGUCACACACCUGCCGCAACACACUGCAUACACACACACACACACACUUGUGCCGGCCCUCUCUCACGCACAUACACAUACACGUACACGCACACCUUGCUGUUGGAUUCUGACACCACCUGAUACAGCCACACAGCACCGACCAGCCCUUCGUGUUCUUUUGGGCUUGUUCCUCCCCUUUCCUGCAGCCGUUUGGGCCUAUCCCGGUCUCUUUUGCUCUGACGCAGGCGCUCGAGGAAGGACCAUCAUCCAGCAGAACAACAAGGAGAGGAAAAAAUCCACACCUUCCCUUCCCCCGAACAGCUCACUCGCACACACAUCCCGCCCAAGCCUCAACCACGCCAAUCCAAUCCAAUCCAACCACACAGGCAGCUUUUCACCUGACACAGACAUCGACACGACACGACAUCCCCAAGCCAUUCCAAAAAGCCGGUGGACCUAGCAAGCCAGCGGGCCUUGACCCAGUUCAGCGAACGUGCUGUGCUGGUCGCGACCUCCUUUCCUUGUCUUGCUCUUGCGCAGCAGCAACUCAACCAACCCAACGGAUAGACACUGCGCCGCGUCUCAUUCGCUCUCGCACCUGACCUCGUGUGUGCGUUUCUGCGACGACUUUGUCAACUUCAUCUCGGCACACCAUCAACCGACCAACCAACCACCAGCAAGCCCUCAUUUCCCCCCAGUGCUCGUCGCCCGCGACACCACCACCACCAGUGGAGCCUUUUAUUGGCGACAGCAACCACAGCAACCACACAGACUCAACAGCACAUACACGUGUACACAUCACAAUGCCGCCUGCGACAACAGCGAAUGCUGGCUUCUACGCCAGCAUUGAUAGCUUGCUCCAGCCUGAACCGGUACAAACCGCAUCGUUUGGCUCGCUCUCCAAAUCAGAAGAGUCCCAGGAAUGCCCCAUCUGCCUCGAUCCGGAUUGCGACCAGCGCCUGUACCGCCUGAAGGACUGCGGCCACGUUUUCCACAAGGACUGCCUGACAGAGUGGCUGCAAUGCCAGACCACGUGCCCGCUGUGUCGGGCCAUGCUGCACGCCGCCAUCGAGCUUCGCUACCGCGGCCACUACAGCGUGGAGAACAAAAGCGCGACGCCAAAGGCCAUGCACUCGCUCCUGCACCGUCUCAUCGACAAGGUGGCCAGCGCCGGCAUGUUCAGCAAGUUCAACCGGUGCGUGCGCGGCGGGUUCAACUGCGACUCGACUAACAUCAUCUUCACCACGCGGGAGGGCCUCUCGGAGGGGCAGCCACCACGCCACGUCGUCCGCCUCUUCAAGCGCAGCGACCCCUCCCCCGAGGACAGCGUCAACAUCGACCUGGGCAACAUGAGGGAAAUCUACUGCAGAGGGCGCUACUGCCUGCUGGCGUCGUUUGUUCCUGGUCAGGGCACAGACCGCUAUCGCGUGCAUGUGUUUGACGCGGGCAACUCGAACCGCGCCGCUGCCGUCUUCUCGAAACUGCGCGAGGUGUGCGAGCCGCGAUCAUACAUCAGGGGGGUGCGCUACGAGUGAAUUACGAGUGGACGCCUUUUUUUUUUUUUCCCUCACGUCCCUUUGUCGUUCACGAGCAUGCUUCAUGCAUCUGCCACCCUUUCGCUUCCUCCACCCUCCCACUCUCCUCUCUCUGUGUGAGCGCGCUUGCCCCGCUGUUUAUAUCUAAAGGUUGGUCAUUGGCUUGUGGUGGCUGUUGUGAUGGUUGUCGCACACGCUUUGAUGAUGGCCUCCCCUCCCCUCCCCGCCAUGAACUUUGAUUUGAUGGUCUAAUGGACGUGUCGUGUACGCAUGCGUACGCGCACCUCUUCUUGUUGUAUCGUGAUAGUUGACAGCAUAACUGACUGCUCUUUGGCGUGCGCGCGCGCGUGUGUGUGUGUGUGUGUCUCCCACCCCAAGGACGCUUGCUUGCCUUGACCCCUCCCUCGCCCUUGUACAUAUGGUCUGCGAUGUUGGGGGUGGCUCUCCUUGUCUCUCGUUGGUGGGGUCGCGGGUAGAUGAUGCCUUGAUGGUGUGAGAGAGUGUGGCUUCGUUGUGUGUUUGUGGUGCUUACCAACAUCUGUUACAGCAACCGCGUGCACGUCUACUGCUUGUGUUAUUUUUUCUUGUUCUUGUACUGCGCGUGCGCCAGGGUGUGUGUAAGGCGCAUAUCAUAGAAAAGGAAACAUUCA
Salpingoeca rosetta is the source of this 2638-nucleotide messenger RNA. RefSeq lists its product as uncharacterized. Bases 1257 to 1988 code for a protein of 243 amino acids. NCBI's taxonomy places the organism in Eukaryota, Choanoflagellata, Craspedida, Salpingoecidae. The transcript has 2 exons. Gene Ontology annotation, molecular function: ubiquitin protein ligase activity. The record is from RefSeq and is a predicted model, not a curated record. Gene Ontology annotation, biological process: protein ubiquitination.